Messenger RNA from Entrophospora sp. SA101, 459 nucleotides. The record is from the annotation of a GenBank genome assembly. NCBI's taxonomy places the organism in Eukaryota, Fungi, Glomeromycota, Glomeromycetes, Entrophosporales, Entrophosporaceae.
AUGACCAAAUUAUUGAUAGUUGUUACUUUAAUCGUCGUGUUAAUCGCUACAUAUUGUUCUUCCGAAACUUACAAUAUUAAAGUUGGUUCUCCAGAAGGAAAAUCUGUUUAUGACCCUCCAACUGUUAAUGUUAACUUACAAGAUAUUGUUUUAUGGGAAUGGGUAAGCGGUGUACAUACCGUUGUUCAAUCUGAUACACCAAAAAGUUGUCAAAAAUCUAUAUCAACAACAGCUUUUACUCCUUCACCAAUCUUAAAUGAAGCUGGGAAAACUUUUCAAAUUACAAUUACUGAACCAGGAAGUGGUAAAUUAUAUUAUUUUAGUAAUCAAGGUACAGAUUGUAUAGAUGUAACUCCAACUCCUAUUAGCAGUAAAGCAAAUGUUGGUUAUAAAUUUAAUGGAAAUAUUGUGGUGGCUGUUGCAAUGGCUGCUAUUGGCGUAAUUGGUUUAUUGCUCUAA